UCUAACAGUGGGGCUGUAUUAAAUCCCAACUGCCCUACUGACCCACACAUCCAUGUGUUGGUCAUCUUCUAUCCCACCUCCCCCCACGCCUCAUCCAUCUAGGUACCUAUUUGUAUAUAAUAUGGGUAUUCUGGUGGUACCUAAGGGCCAGCCAAGAGUGGGAACCCAUUGUGCUUGGUGCUGUACAAACACCCAGUAAUAGAUGUUCCCUGCCCCCAAAGAGCUUGCAGUCAAAAUAGAUAAGACCAUGACAGGUAGGGGACAUCUAGGGGGAGAUACAAGAAGGAGAGAGGGGGCCAGGAAAUGGAAGCUAGGUCUCCUCAGUGACAGGACAGAGUCUUAUCUGCUAGGCCGUUCUUCCUCCCCACCGCCUUUUGUCCUCCUCCCCCAACCUACGGUGGACUGAGUCCAAGCUUCUGACCUGAGUGAAAAACCUACCAGUGGGCUUUUGAUCCGGCCCUUUGCCCCUUCCGGACCCGAGACCAGCAGUUGGAAGGACAGGGCCAUGUCUGUUCCAGGAGGUGCAGCGGUGUUUUACUGCAGACAUUUGUGGAAUUGCCGGAAUGGGUUAGAGCCAUGGGUUAUGCUUCCUUAAUGUCCUGUCUCUAGCAUAAUGAACGCCACUGCUUCUCCGUGUGAAAUGGGGCCCUGCCGACUGGGCACAAACCAUUGAUGGGUGCACUACUUCUCAAGCAGGUCACUCGUUAGCCGAAAACCGUCCCCAGCCUCCGUUAUGAGUAACAACAGUUACAAGGCUGUGAUCGCAGAGAACCAGUCAUCGUAACGCGGAAUCUCCUCCCCUCCGUCCCACUUGGGUACCAGUCUAAGACAAAACAAAGGCAAUCAGGUCUUCAAACUGCUGGGGAUAAUGAGGAGUCUCUCUCGGAGAGACAGCUCAACCACCAGCCCGUCAGGGUGAGAAAGAAGCCCUGAGUUCACCCCUCAAUUGCUUGUGUUGUGGCGGGCGGGAGCUGUCUGCUGGUUCCUUCGGUGCAGUCUGCUUUAAACAGCAGCAAUAGGAGAGACAGUUUGUAAAAGCUUGUAACACAGCCCGGAGAGCUUCCUUUAUUAAGCUGUUUUCAAAAAUAAAUAGCAGAUCCCUUAAUGCUGACAGAGCUCGGGGGGCUAGGAACUGUCUGUCUGGCACCGCGGAACAGCUGAGAGACGGAGGCAUUUCGCUGUUUAGUGUUAAAGAAAAAGUGAUGUCCUCAGCACCAGAGGAAUUGAAAACAAUCCUUGUCUAACUAGCUGCAAAUCAGCUCUAGUUUUGCCUUUCUAAUCCCAAUCGACCUGUAGUUCUCCUACAAGAAAGUACUGCACUGUUAAGGAAGCAAUGUCCGGGCUGGAGCCACGUUAGCUCUAGACUCCAUCAUAAGCAGGUGUAGAUUUCCCUGAGUUAUUAGGGGAGGAUGGGACUUUGGAGCCCAGAGGAAAUUAAAUAAUUAGACUCGUCUUUUAGCUGCAAAGUAACUUUCUUCACCUGCUUUUCCAGUCUAUUCCAUCUUCUCUACCGCCUCACCCUAGAUGAGAUCCCAAAAGGCAGAUCCGAUUAUAGGCAGGGCAAACUGUUGAAUCCAUCAUCUCCAUCUCGCCCUAAAGUCCUCCAGAGUGGACUAAAUAGUCUAAAUAGGCAAGACAGAAUUAUUACCUUCAUUGUACAGAUGAGAAAACGGAGGCCGACAUAAAUUAAAUGAUUUGCCCAAGGUCACACAGGGAAUCAGUGGCAGAGCCAAGAAUUGAGCCCAGCUCUUCUGAGUCUUAAUGCAGCACCUUCACUUAACUACAGGAUCAUGCACAACCCUCAGGGCAAGAGCUCACCUUCUUUCCAAAAGUUACAGGCUUGCUCAGGAGACAAUAACGGAUUUUGAUUCACCAGACUUUUGAGAUCGGCACGGAAAGGGAGCAGUGCGCUAGCACCAAUUCUUGCUUUAUGUUGCCAAAAAUGAUUUUACUGUUGCCGAGCUGACACCAGUGCCACCCUGGCCACUGCAGCUCUCUCUGCUCUGCUCUCCCCAAACUCCAGCCAAUGACAGAUGUCCCCGGCAGUGGCUUUAUACGGUUCAAUUUGCAUGAUCACGCCAGAUACCGUUCACCUUUGUACAGGCUGAUUUGUUUCUCCAGGAGCUGCAUGCAAAUAAACCUGAGGAGUUGGGACACUGUGCUGAGCAUUUGAGCACAGCAGACCCUCCGAGUGGGAUCAGAGCAGGUAGGCAAAUUUGGAUUUGCCUACACAGGGUGACACCAGUUUACCUAAAAAAGAUCUGAUUUUAAUCGAUUUUAUUAAACCAGUGCAAAAGACCAAGUGGAAUGGUGGGUCUUAUUUCAGUUUAAACUAGGCUCCUUUCGGUUUAGUUUACUGCAAUUAGAAAGAGGUUUAAACUAAACCAAGAUAACCAAUUUAAGAGGGUCUACACAGGCAUUUGUGCCAGAUGAAUUAAACUGGUGUAAGUAAAUCCGCUUAACUAAAAUAGUGCAAAUGUCUGUGUAGAUGAGUCAAAGAAAGAAAGAUGAGUUUUAGAACAAUUUCAGGGGACGCUGUUUGUUUAACAAAGCACUGUGCUCUCUGGGUGUUCGUAUUUAAUUGUAAAAGCUUCUUCCAAAGCAGAGGACCCUUUUCAGAGGUUCUUUUCAGAUCCCCUUUCGCCCCCCCCCCCCCGCUUUUUUGGCAUUCAUUUAAAUGUUGGCCAUUAAAAUAUGUAUGAGCAUGACAGAGGGUAUUGGUUUUAUUAGAGACACCCGGCAAAACUGGAUAAACCCUUAUUCAUUCACAGAGGGUCCCGCCACACCCAAACGUGUGUGGGGUUGAAUAUGUAGACACACGUCGCACAUAUUCUGUAUACAAUGUGUGUAUAUUCCCUGCACGUGAUUCAAAACCUAACGAGCUCUGGGCGGAAAGGACUAGCAGAAGCAGGUCGAGAGAGAUGGAGCUAAAAGACUUUAUGCAAACACAUGCGUGGAGGAGGAAGAUGGACCCGUUGCUCUGGCUGUGGAUCGCAGCUUUCCUGGGGGUGAGCCAGGGCUGCCCGGAGCCCUGCUCCUGUGUGGACAAAUACGCCCAUCAGUUCGCAGACUGCGCUUACAAAGAUCUGCAGGCGGUCCCCGUGGGGCUGCCCUCCAACGUGACCACCCUCAGCCUGUCCGCCAACAAGAUCACCUCCCUGCAGAAGAGCUCCUUCAUGGAGGUCACCCAGGUCACCUCGCUGUGGCUGGCGCACAACGAGAUCAGCGCCAUCGAGCAGGGCACCUUCGCCAUCCUGGUGCAGCUGAAGAACCUGGACAUCAGCUACAACCAGAUCAUAGACUUCCCCUGGGGGGAUCUGUACAACCUCAGCGCCCUGCAGCUACUCAAGAUGAACAACAACCACAUGGUGAAGCUGCCCUGUGAGGCCUUUCACACCCUGAAAGACCUGAGGUCCCUGCGCAUCAACAACAACAAGUUCACCACCAUCGCCGAGGGCACUUUCGAUUCUCUGACUUCCCUGUCUCACCUGCAGAUCUACAACAAUCCCUUCAACUGCACCUGCAGGCUUCUGUGGCUGAAGAGCUGGGCUGAGAACACCCUGAUCUCCAUCCCCGAGAGGGACUCCAUCAGCUGUGCAGCCCCGGACAGCCUCCGAGGCGUCCCCCUGGGGAGGAUCCCAGACCUGCAGUGCGAGCCUCCCUCUGUGCAGCUGACCUACCACCCCAACCUGGACAACACCGAGCUCUAUGACGGCUUCACGCUCCUGCUGCACUGCAGCGUCAGGGGCAGCCCCCAGCCGGAGAUCAGCUGGAAGGUGCAGACCGCCAGCCAAGACCUGGAGAUAAAGGGGCCCGGCGUGGAGAGGAUUGGGAACGAGCUACCCGCUGGCAGCUCCAAGCAGGGCACAGAACGCUUCCUGGUCUACGGGAACGGCACCCUGGUCAUCCCCCACCUGAGCAAGCGCGAGGAAGGGACCUACACCUGUCUGGGCACCAACGAGCUGGGCAGCAACCAGACCUCGGUCAACGUGGCUGUGGCCGGGGCCCAGAAAUACCCCGCCCGCCCCAUGGAGGAUCCCCUGGCCGGUAAAGCGCAGCCGGGCGAGAGGAAGCCGAGCCCUAAGGGCUCCAAGAACAGCGUCCUCAGCCCCGAGGAGAGGCCCAAACCCCUCAGCCCCACCCGGCACAGCUCCCACUCGCCGGGCCUGGAGCAGGUCCCCACCAAGCGACCCCUCUUCGAGAAGAAUUGCGGUUCCAGCGCGGACACCCAGUACGUCUCCAACCAUGCCUUCAACCAGAGCGGCCAGCUGAAGCAGCACACCUUCGACCUGGGCGUCAUCGCGCUGGACGUGUCGGAGAAGGAGGCCAAGGUGCAGCUCACCCCCUUCUACGGCCAGCCGGAAAAAGCCCACCUGCGGGCGCUCUACCUGUGCGCGGAGAGCGGCCAGGGCCACUCCAUGGUGCAGUGGUCCAGGAUCGAGGAAGGAGUGAACUCCUACUGGUUCCAGGGCUUGACCCCCGGCACCAACUACUCGGUCUGCCUGACCUACCUGGGGGAGGACUGCCAGGUACAAGUAGUCUUCACCACCAAGAAGGAGAUCCCCUCCCUCAUCAUCAUCGUGGUGGUCAGCAUCUUCCUGCUGGCCCUGGCCACCGUCCCCCUGCUGGGGGCCACCUGCUGCCAUCUGCUCGCCAAGUAUCAGGGCAAAACCUACAAACUCAUCAUGAAGGCCCAGAACCCGGACCAGAUGGAGAAGCACAUAGCGGCCGACUUCGACCCGCGGGCCUCUUACCUAGAGUCGGAAAAGAACUACAACCCAAGUGAGGCGGGGGAUGGUGAGGAGGAGCGGGAGGCGGAGGAGGAGAGGGAGCUGGAGCGAGACGAGAGCCUGGUGGCCGAGUCCAUCGCUGAGUCCCAAUCCAAAGCCAACCCGGAGGAGUUUGAGGUGGGGUCCGAAUACAGCGACAGGCUGCCCCUGGGGGCCGAGGCUGUGAACAUCUCCCAAGAGAUCAAUGGGAACUACAGGCAGCCAGCUCGCUGAUCCGACCCCUGGCCACCCCCCCCAGCCACCGCCCCAACCUGUAUAUCAUAUAAUACAGUAAGAUACAAACUCGAGGUGGGAUCUGAGCCAUUCACUGGCUGAUCAGCUACAUCCUUCCAAAGACACUUCUGCCAACAGCCCAGCGUGGGGGAAACCCAACAGAAUUAAGAUCCCAACCCGUUUUUCUGGUCUCACUAAGUACUUCAGGGUGGGGUUGAUUUUUUAAACAAAAUAGGUGGAAUGAAUUGGCCUUUAAAAAAAGUUUUUAACACACUAUUUGAAAUACAAAGCUUUAAAACAAAACAAAACCAUCUGCUCCCAACAUAAUAAUCCUAAACGGAGGCUGUGGUCUUUUUUAAAAACUAUGUUGGUUUGUUACAAUUAAAAUACAAUGGAUUAACUAUUUCCCCCUCCUUCACAUAAGAAAAUCCGAAAAUAUCCUGAGUUAAUUUCAUCAAGGCCAGUUGUCAAUUUCAAGCGUGAGUGUUGUCAAUUUCAGCAAGUUUCUGUGCUGGACAGCUCCCAUCCCCGUCCCACGUCAAUGCAAACAGCUGUGCCCUUCCCACGCUGGGAUGCAUAAAUCCGUGUAUGGGGAGGAUGGGUGAGUGGGUAACUGAAACCCACACCAGUCCUGACCAUCCGAUCAAAGAUACACAAGGUGAUCUAGCGGGUCAAUUGUACCUACACAGUAUUAAUGGAGCCGUGCUGUAGAAUUUGAGAUGUGUGUGUGACUUGGUCCUCUCUUAACUUGUGGGUGCUUCUCAUUUCUUUAGAGGUAGGGAAGGGAGUGUGGAAAUAACACCACCUCUGAUCUUUGUUGUCCCUUUUCUCCAGACCUUCUGGGAGGCAUGUGACUCAUUGAGAUUUCCUAGAUGUUUAUUGAGUAGAGUAGCGUGCUUAUAGAGAAAUGUAUGUACCCUUGAUGUGAGUCUGUGAUGUUUAAAGGGGAACGGGAAAUGAUAGGUAACUUUUGUCGUGGAAUUGAGAAAAAUCUGAAAUGUAUAUGCAGCGCACUGUCCCCUGAGCAGGGAGCAGGUGCAUCUGUGAGUUUUUUAUUUUUUGACUCUGUAUUAAAAAAGCACCAAAAAUCAAAAUGAAAUCAGCACAACUGUCCCCAAGGCGGAGAAAGAUUGUUUGUUAAUUGAUUGUUAAAUACUUUCAAAAGCAACCUUAAAAAGAAACGGAACCAUAACCUUUUCUAAGCGCUUCUGUAUGUGCAGAGUCAAUAAACCAGAUUUAAAAUGGACUCUUUGCCCAUUAUUUAUGGGGGGAUAUGGGUAAAUUAAUGGAAAAUCAAAUCCAUAUUUCAGCUUAAAUUAAAAAGCUGUAGUAUAAUUAUUUCCCCUAUUCUGCUUUGUCUUAAACUGGAAUUUUAUUUUUCAGAUGCAGUUAUUUUUAAAAUUGUGGUUGUAAUCAUUCUAAUUUCUCCGGAGGGAUUUUUUUCCCUCGUGGUUUUGUUUGUUUUUGUACCAUUUUCUUUCUCGUUAAAGAAUUUGGGGUCGUCGUUAUAGGUGGCAGUUUCAGGGGAUUCUUGAAUUAGUUACUCAGGUUUCUGAAUUACAAAGCGACAGCCUGCUUUGUUUCAUAGGUACCUUUUGUCUGUGUUUACCUUUACAAGCACAGGGACAUUUGAAGAGUUGAUUUGAUCGCCAAUAACAUAUUUUGCUUUAUUUCACGAAGUAAUUUUAAAAAAAAAAAAAACCCGAGACACAAAAAACUGGGAAGGAAAUAACCCUAACCCCGAUCCCAACAAUAAAUUCGUCUACGAUGCAGGGAAAGCAUUGAGAAAGUUGUCACAUGGAUGGAGCAAGAAUAAAACUAGAUUGGCCACCACCAGCUUCGCGUAUGUUCAAAUAAGGUAGGUGCCUGCGGGAGGAGAGAGACUGACUGACUCCACACAGGCCAGGGUAAUAUUUAACUAUGGCCCCUUUACUGAUGAUGUACAGCCCCCAAACUAUCCGUAUGAACAUUCUAUGUACUGCGUGUCUAGAGGUACAUGCUUCGUGUGUGUCUGAAGAUGUGUGUGCAAAUACACACAUACACGUUGUUUAUGUAGGCAUAUGUGUAUACGGUGUGGUAUACACCCCAAUUAUUUAUAACCAUGCAUCUACUUUAUGAAAUAAGGUGAAUGCCCGUACUUUCGCCGUGUGGAUAUAUACACAGGCAGAUUAUUUAUAUAUGUGUUUUGCUCGUGUAGAUAAUAUAUAUACUCCGUGUGUGUGCAGAUAUAGACACACAUUUAUCUAACACCCUUACACAUCAGCUUUGUGAAUAAAAGUAAAUGUGUAUACGUUGUGUGUGGAUAUGUACACAGAUUAUUUAUAUACGUGUUUUGUUCGUGUAGAUACAUGUAUGUACUUUGUGUGUGCAGAUAUAGACACACACACACACACAGUGAA
Molecule: messenger RNA, 7402 nt
Organism: Trachemys scripta elegans
Lineage: Eukaryota; Metazoa; Chordata; Testudines; Emydidae
Gene: ISLR2
Product: immunoglobulin superfamily containing leucine rich repeat 2
Exons: 3
Coding region: 2922-5003 (693 amino acids)
Molecular function (GO): protein binding
Source: RefSeq, a predicted model, not a curated record